Cucurbitaria berberidis CBS 394.84 is the source of this 2139-nucleotide messenger RNA. Its product is annotated as cytochrome P450. NCBI's taxonomy places the organism in Eukaryota, Fungi, Ascomycota, Dothideomycetes, Pleosporales, Cucurbitariaceae. The transcript has 3 exons. The record is from RefSeq and is a predicted model, not a curated record. Gene Ontology annotation, molecular function: iron ion binding; oxidoreductase activity, acting on paired donors, with incorporation or reduction of molecular oxygen; heme binding. Bases 165 to 1817 code for a protein of 550 amino acids.
GGCCACCUCGUUCGACUACAUAGCCUGACCACUCCUUGUCUACAAAUUGCUCUCUCUUUUCUGCGUCUUCUUCUUGUUCUUCUAAUUUCUCUGUCUGUCACCAGCUGUCACCCUGCCCCUGCGUGGUUCUCCCAGGUCGCCUUAUCGAUACGACGUACCAAACAAUGGCGAUCCCCAAGCGCGCGCUCCUCCUCUCGUCCGCAGCCUUUACGUUUUUCAGCUUUCGCUAUGCGCCGCAAGUCGCUCUGUUCCCGCGCAGCUACUUCUGGAAUAUAACGACGCUGUUUCUGCUCGGAAUCUUUGCGCAGUUGUGCUGGAGUGUGAUUUUGUAUCCGCUGUUUCUCAGCCCCUUGCGUCAUUUGCCGCAGCCGCCGGAUGCCCAUGUUCUCCUAGGACAUUUCAGGCGGAUAUUCAAGGAUCCGAGUGGUGAGCCGCAGAGAGAUUGGAUUGAUACCGUGCCAAAUGAUGGCGUUUUGUAUUAUCGAUGGCUGUUUAAUGAGCCAAGGGUACUGGUGACGAAUCCGAAAGCCUUGGGCGAGGUGCUUGUGCAGCGGAGUUAUGACUUUGUUAAGCCUGAGAGACUUCGGAAUGGCCUUGGGAGGUUGCUUGGUGUAGGGAUUCUGCUUGCCGAGGGCGAUGAGCACAAGCGUCAAAGAAAGAUGUUGAUGCCAGCUUUCUCCUUUCGACAUGUCAAGGACUUGUACCCGAUAUUCUGGAGCAAGGCGCAAGAGAUGACGAAUGGAAUAGCAGCGGCUAUCAAGAACAGUCCGGAUGCAUCGUCAGUAGUUGAGAUCCGCGACUGGGCUUCGCGCGCAACGCUCGACAUCAUCGGCGUAGCAGGAAUGGGCCGAGAUUUUGACUCGUUGACAAAUCCAGCCAACGAGCUGAACGCAACAUAUCGACAAAUCUUCGCUGGAAACCGCUACGCCCAGCUUGUCCAGUUGCUUCUAAGCAUGCUCCCGCACUGGUUAGCGGUGAACUUACCUCUGAAACGCAACGACGAGAUCGGAAACGCCGUCAGCACCAUCAAGAAAGUAGCAAGAGAUCUGAUCCGAGAAAAGCGCACAACGUUCGAAAAGGGAGGCGACAUAGGCACGGAUAUCCUCUCUGUAGCCAUGGAAUCCGGCGGCUUCAGCGACGAAGACCUCGUCAACCAACUCAUGACCUUCCUCGCAGCCGGCCACGAAACCACCGCGUCAGCCACAAUCUGGGCCGUCUACCUCCUCUGCAAACACCCAGACGUACAAACACGCCUACGGGAAGAAAUCCGCACAGAACUCCCCGCACUGUCAAAUUCCAAUAGCCAGAUCUCAUCGGCCGAAAUCGACAGAUUACCCUACCUCAACGCCGUGUUGCAGGAAACAAUGCGCAUCUUCCCACCCGUCCCACUCACCCUCCGCGAAACAGCAAAAGACACUACAAUCCAAGGCCACUUCAUCCCCGCCCGCACAACCAUCAUCAUCUGCCCCUGGGCCAUCAACACAUCCGUACACCUCUGGGGCGCCGACGCGCGCGAAUUCAACCCCGAGCGCUGGCUUGGUUCCGGGCGUGCCAACACGGGCGGCGCGGAAUCAAACUAUGCUAUUACGACGUUUUUGCAUGGGCCGAGGAGCUGUAUUGGGAAAGAUUUUGCAAAGGCGGAGUUCGCGUGUCUGGUGGCGAGCUUGGUGGGGAGGUUUGAGUUGGAGUUUGAGGAUCAGGCGUAUGAGUUGAAGAUUCAGGGGGGGAUUACGGCGGGGCCGAAGGGGGGGUUGAGAGUUAGGAUUAGGGGUGUUGGAGGUAGUAGGGAAGAGGAGGAGAAGGCGGAGGUGUUUUGACGUGGACGAGUGACGUGGGGGGUGUAAAGAGAAUCCACUUGAACAAGUUUUUCUUUCCAGUACGGUUUAUUUGCACACUACGUCAAAUGCUGUACAACCAGUAUACAGAUCUGAAAAAGGUAGCUUCCAUUCCUAUGAGGCUACGGACCGCUGUACUAGUCGUACCCUUGCUCAAUUGCAGAUCACUCUGUCGACAAUGGAUCACCAGCAGAGAAUGGGUCAAACGCACGCCUGCAGGGAUCCCGUGAUUUUCCAGCUGCCGUUGUGCGGUGGUUCACGGCCGCUAGUUCUCUCGCGAACAACAAAUCAAGAUCUACGUGAU